GCCUGUGUGAGUGACGUUUAUGGUCCUGGUAAAUAGUAGCAGAGUGAGACCUCUGACUUUGUUUCUGCUAAGGGGCAGCUAACCCAGAGUCUGACAGGGUGACAACUUUUGUUUUAUUUCCCUCUUAUAACCUGUCAGUCUGCAAGCAGCACCAUGUUUGCCGUCAGAAACGCUCUCCGCCUCGGCUCCAGGCUGUCCAUCCCCACGGUGGCGAGGAGAGGAUGCGCCGGGGCUGCCAUCCCAGUGGACGACGUGGUGAAUGGACUCACCGAGGACCAGAUACAGCUCAGACAGACGAUUCGUAAGUUCUGUGCAGAGAAGCUUGCGCCUUACGCUGACGAGAUUGACAAGACAAAUGAAUUCCCAGGAAUGCGGACUUUUUGGAAAGAAAUGGGGGAGAUGGGAUUCCUUGGGAUGACUGCUCCAGAGGAGUAUGGGGGCACAGGAUUGGGCUACCUUGACCAUGUCAUUGUAAUGGAGGAAAUGUCACGGGUGUCUGCAGCCAUUGCUCUCAGUUACGGCGCCCACUCUAACCUAUGCGUCAACCAGAUGGUACGCCACGGCAACGAAAAACAGAAGGAGAAGUACUUGCCAAAGUUGAUGACAGGAGAGCACGUAGGAGCCCUGGCCAUGAGUGAACCCAAUGCUGGCUCUGAUGUCGUAUCAAUGAAACUCAGAGCCAAGAAGGAAGGUGACCACUAUGUUCUGAAUGGCAACAAGUUCUGGAUCACAAACGGGCCAGACGCAGAUGUCCUUAUAGUUUAUGCAAAGACAGACCCAGAGGCCCAUCAGAGAGGCAUCACAGCUUUCAUUGUCGAAAAGGGCAUGCCUGGAUUCUCUACAGCACAGAAGCUCGACAAACUGGGCAUGAGGGGCUCCAACACCUGCGAGCUGAUCUUUGAAGACUGCAAAAUCCCAGCUGAGAAUGUCCUUGGUCCAUUGAACAAAGGUGUUUAUGUGAUGAUGAGCGGCUUAGACUUGGAGAGGCUGGUGCUUUCAUCAGGACCUAUUGGCAUCAUGCAGGCAGUUUUGGACUACGCCAUUCCCUACCUGCACGUCAGAGAAGCUUUCGGACAGAAGAUCGGACACUUUCAGCUGAUGCAAGGCAAGAUGGCUGACAUGUACACCAGGCUGAGCUCCUGUAGGCAGUAUGUGUACAACGUCGCCCGGGCCUGUGACAAAGGACACUUCAGUGGAAUGGACUGUGCUGGAGUGAUCCUGUAUUGUGCGGAAAACGCAACUCAGGUUGCUCUGGAUGGCAUUCAGUGUUUGGGUGGAAACGGCUACAUCAACGACUACCCCAUGGGCCGAUACUUGCGUGACGCUAAGCUGUAUGAAAUCGGCGCAGGCACAAGUGAAGUUCGCCGGCUCAUUAUCGGACGAGCCUUCAACGCCAUGUACAAAUGAACACAAGUGAGGAAUGGCAGUCUCUAAAAGACUGUACGAGUGGUUUGCCGUGGAUGAACACAGUUACUCACACCACCCAGGGCCUUACUAUAUGACAUGUUGCUGCUGUUUGAGAGAUGUUAUUGGAUCAUGACAAGGUCCAGAGUAGUUGUCACAACAGAUUUUAAUUGAUAUAUUUGUAUAACAUACAUGAAAUCAGUCAGAGUUGACAGUGAUGUGUUGGAAGGUGGCUGGUAAGAGACAAAUAAAAUGUUGAUUCUGGACCGUAUAACCACUGAAAUGCCAAUAAAAGCAGUAAAAUUAUAAGUAUUUAACCUUGUGAAAAUGUUGUAUGUUCAUUGUGUUAUAGUUUAUUGAGCCCCCUCGGCAGGUUGAACACUUGGUGUCUUUAACACUCCAAAAGUGCUGCUGCUUCUGUUUCUCCAUCAGUAAACCAUGUUGGUAUUUCAGGGUUAUAGGCAGGGUUGUGUAGCAUUAGAAAACAGUUUGUCCACUUUGGAAAGCAAACAUAUUCCACUGUUGUAAACUGUUUGUACAGUCCAACUGUAGAAACCCUCUGAAAGAUUUGUCUUCUAAUUGUAGAUGUACAGUGUGACAAUGUAUGAAAUAAUGUAGUUUUGUUUGCCAUGAAUAAAUAAAAUCUUUUUUUUAUGUCUUGA
Molecule: messenger RNA, 2066 nt
Organism: Epinephelus lanceolatus (giant grouper)
Lineage: Eukaryota; Metazoa; Chordata; Actinopteri; Perciformes; Serranidae
Gene: ivd
Product: isovaleryl-CoA dehydrogenase
Biological process (GO): L-leucine catabolic process
Cellular component (GO): mitochondrion
Molecular function (GO): flavin adenine dinucleotide binding; 3-methylbutanoyl-CoA dehydrogenase activity
Source: RefSeq, a predicted model, not a curated record